Molecule: messenger RNA, 1017 nt
Organism: Talaromyces proteolyticus
Lineage: Eukaryota; Fungi; Ascomycota; Eurotiomycetes; Eurotiales; Trichocomaceae
Exons: 1
Coding region: 163-720 (185 amino acids)
Source: RefSeq, a predicted model, not a curated record
CUCUUCUCCCUCCCUCUUCUGCCUCCCUCUUCUCCCUCCCUCUUCUGCCUCCCUCUUCUGCCUCCCUCUUCUGCCUCCCUCUUCCGCCUCCCUCUUCUGCCUCCCUCUUCUGCCUCCCUUUUCUGCCUCCCUUUUCUGGCUUGCUCUUCUGGCUCUCUCAACAUGUUCACUCUACUGAAAAGUGACUCGGUUUCGCCACAUGAUCUAGAAACUAUUCUCUAUGGUCUAGAUGUAGAAACCGAAACUUACUCUCAGAUGUUGGAAAUCCUGGGUAACUUUGAGAGAAUCAGAAGACAGUUGGAAGACGACAAUAAGAAGUUAAAAACGUAUCAAGUAUCAACAUUUGAGAAGAGUUCAAAAAUAUCAUUAUUUAAAAAAAACGUAAUGCUGUCUAUACAGAGGGGUUUAGGAGAGGAAGUCCUGUGGAGUUUUUUAUGCAACGAUAAAUCUGACACCGAUUCCAUCUCCGAGAAAGAAACGAGUCGAGUGGAUUCCUUCAUCUUAGCUUGUUUCUCUCUUUCAGAGAAUCAUUUCCAAGACAUCAAAAAGUACGACUUUAUAACGGGCUUCCAUCGAUUUCUUGAAAAGCAAACCUGCUCUUUUUCCGAGUCCCUGAGAAAUAAACUCAUUCGCAUCAUUGCGAAUAUUUGCGAAGGAAAUGAUAAAGGGAAAAUUAUCAUAGGUCUGCAUAUUAAUCUUUCACACAUUGAUCUAGGCUAAGCUUAAUAGAUAUGCUAUCCCCACGAAGUUCAAGUAAGAAAAUUCCGGGGAGAAUACCUGAAAAUUUGGGCAAUACCGUGGAGGGUCCCAAUACCGUGGAGGGCUCUGUUGGACGAAUUCCAUCUGUGCAAGAUGGUAAGACGUCCCCAUAUGUUUUAAGAGUUACUAAGUAUCUCCCAGAAAUUUUCACCAUACAGACCACAAAUAGAGGGAAGAGAAAAAGACAAAGUGAAUUUCUGGAUGCGGAGAGCCUGCUUCCAUCAUUUGAUACUCGAAUUCCGUCGCCCAAUGAUGAGU